CUUCUGUCAUCCGGGCCGGCACUUCCCGUUCCCGGUUUCGAAGGCUUCCCACUCCAUAAAGUCCUCCGAGCUCCGCCCUCUAUCCCGUUUUCUCGCUGUCGCCGGUCAUCGAGACCAGCUGGUUGCCGCCCAAUAUGGCUACCUUCUUCCAAAGUUUCCGGAGCUCUACCAUGCCAAAGCGGCUGCUCCGCUAUGCCCUUUCCCGGCUGGAGCUCCUCGAAGAUGAGACCCUCGAUCUCGACAACCUGGACUUCGCCCUGGGUCGGAAUACAACGUUUGAAUUCAGGGAUGUUGGAGUGCGCUUGAAGAAACUCGAACAGAUGCUCAAGCUACCACCUUCCUUCAAACUGCAACGAGCCAAAGUCCUGAGGCUGAAUGUCACGAUUCCCAUGGAUUUCUACACAAGUCCCAUCAUUGUCGAAGUUGAUGGCGUCGAUAUUCGCUUGAAAAUGUCCGGGCGGAACGAGGAAAAGGGGAAAAAUACUAGCAAAACACGCCGCCGGGCCGACGUCGUCCCUCACACCUUCGAUCUUGCUGCUUCGUUUCUUGAGACUCAACCUCCGGAUGAGAAGAAGAGAUUGCAAGACGCGUUGGAGGCCGAGACACAAGAUUUUGGAGCUUCAGUUUCCCUGAGCGAUAGCGCGAUUAGUGAAGAGGACGAGUCUGGCUUCGGCACGGGAGAGCCCCUCUCGCUUCCCGCUUUUCUCGCCGACUUCCUCCAAGGCAUCGUCGACCGUACCCAGGUCCAUAUUCAGGGCGUCACUUUCCAGCUAGAUGUUGAAGUCCCCCUGGAAGCCAGCCCGACCGCUACUGAUAUCGUCACUUUCCAGAUUGCGCUCGACCGUAUAGACGUUGAGGGCGUCACGACCGAAGUGAGCGAUGGCUCUGGCGAGUCCCUGAUCCAACCCAAGGAGGGAAAGCGCAACAUUGCCCUUUCGCAAGUGCGGGCGUUCCUCAUCUCCGAAGCUAACGUCUUUUCGAUCUUCUCCCGGUCACCGUCCGUGUCUUCUCCUGUUGUAUCGCAGACGUCCUCCUUUUCUGAGCCUGUCCCCGCGUCUCCUAGUCCUACAGCCGAAUCAUCAACACCCAUUAUACCCCACCUCCAUGAUAGUCGGCUUGACGAUUCGGUCCACCUCAACGAGAUUGACGAAGCACUCCUGCACGACAGCGAAGCUGCCUUGCAAAUCCCGUACGAACUGGACGAUGAUCCUGAGCAGGAGGAAGAGAACGGCAAUACCCCUCGGGCGUCAUUACACCAAGAAUCUUUCCCCUUCCCGGGGAUCCCGUUUCGCUCGAAUGACUUGUCUGGUGAGGUUCACGAAUCUCCUUGGGUGCAUUCCGAACUCCCGGUACAACCGACAUCGCAGCCCUCUUUCGACCUGCUUCAAGAGGAAGCAGAAGAGACUCCCCUGCCUGAAUCCGGGACCCUUUGGGCCUCCCAGUGCUCUCCCACGGGCUGUCAGAGUCCAGAACUCAAGGCCGACGACGACCUGGCCCAGUCUCACCUUUUCACUCACGAGGAAGCUGAGAGCAUGUACAUGAGCGCCUUCUCCCACACGAAUUCCGAACACCUGCCCUCGCAGGCGCCGGGAGAGUGGCACUCGCAGCUUGAACCAUCUCCCUCGUCUCUCAAUGCGACCACGGAAUCACGGCAGCCGUCUUCACCUACAAAGCCAAUCUCUAUGGAGAGUGAGUUCAUGCACCAAGGAACGGACGAUAGCAGUUCGUUUUUACCCACAACAGAAGCCUCGCAUCCGACUUCGCCUCCACAAGCCGAACAUGAGGAAUCCGACGAGGAAUCAGCGCAGCCACAACCAAUACCUGAGGCUAGUGAGGACAACGCUGUUGAGCCGUCCCAGGAUGAUGUGGCAACUCCUCGCGGUCCAACUAGACUCGCCAAGGAGAUCAUCGCACUGGAUCGUAUUUCGAUUUAUAUUCCAUCCCGCCACAAACAUCUCCACGUGCAGCCAGCGAUAGCAGCGUCAGCGGCGCAAUCUACGAUGUCCUCAGCGAGGAGCGUUAACUCCGCUGCGGCAGCCAUGCCAGGGGCGUUUUCGACCUACCCUACGUCUCCAAGAUUGGAGGCGAGCAUCCCUCCUCAACCCAAGCCUGCUCAGCCCACUGAGCCACAAGCCGAUGAUGCGCUUGAAGUGUUUCUGUCGCCUCUGGAAAUUCGCUUUGAUGCGUCCCUUGGUUUCCUUCUUGCCACCGUGGUCGGAAAACUGCUGGAGGCCAUAAACGGGGCCAUUGAAGCGAGCGCAGAAGCGGGCGAGGCGACAACACAGGGCCAGCAACACCAGCCGAAGGACCAGUCAAGCGACGGCCAGCUACCAGCCAUCAGGGUUUGCCUUGAAAGAAUUUCUCUCCUCUUCCUCAACCAGCUAAGAGGUGUGGCUGAUACAGCCGAGAGGAUGAUGAGCUCUUCUGGUAUGCACCACCUUCAACCGGAAAUUCUCCUUCAAACAGUUCUGGAAAACGUCUCCAUCUGUUCCAAGACUCAGGGAGCGACGAGGGAAACAAAGGUCGACCUUGGGAGGUUCAAGUUUGGUUAUGCCAACGACGACAUUGUCUGCUUCGAUCAAAGUCUACAGAUGCGAGCAUCUGUGAGAGACGAGUUCCCUUCGGCCGGAGCUGACGUUUCGGUACUGGUAACCAAGUCCUCCGACUCCACGAGAACGAAAGUUACGACAUUACCUCUGCUAGUGCAACUCGACCUACAACGACUGGAUGAGACAUUCAGUUGGUUUGGGGGUCUGAGCAGCUUCCUGAACGUAAGCUCAUCGAUGGCGUCGAGCCCUUCGUCAUCCAUUAAGAACCCGGUUCAGGUGGUUCAGGUUCAACAGCAUCAGAAGCCAAGGGGUGUUCGUUUCCAAACGCCAAUCAACCCCAACGACAAAUCAGCGGCUUCCGAGAACAAAGUGGACAUGCGAAUUGGGGGGUUCAAUCUAAAACUCAACGGGAAAGAUUGCAGCGCUGCGCUAGAGACAAGUGCCGUUAAGAUGAUCAGCAGGGAUACGGUUAUUGUCUUUUCCACCAGCAAGGCACGUCUGGCCGGUCCUUUCUUGAGAAACUCUAGGGCGGGCCCUCCGAUCGUCGCGGAGAUGGACGCGAUUCGCUUCGACUUUCAGAACCACCCCAUGGGCAAGGACCUGGAGCGCCUGCUCGAACUCAUUACGCCAUCCAAAGCCAAAUUCGACGAGGGGGACGACGAGAUCAUGGUUGACACCCUGCUGCGGCAGAGGCGUAAGGGCGCAGUUCUCCUCGUCUCCCUAGGUCGGCUCAAUGUCAAGGUCAGCCGCAUGGAACAGCUUGGCUGUUUAUCUACUCUGGGAGAAGAAGUGUCGCGUCUUUCAACGGUCGCCAAGUACCUGCCCGAGGAUGACCGCCCAGGCCUACUCACUCUGGGCAACAUUGGCGUCGCUCAUGCUUCCCUUGACUUUGGGGGCAAGGUCGGCACUUUCUAUGCCGGUUUAAAGGAGUUGGAUGUCGCUCACAUCACUUUCCCUUCGCUGGUGGCUCUUGGUGUUAGUCAUGUUUCCCUGAAUAGGAACGAGCGCGAAGACCUCAUCAGCUCUCCUGAUCCGUCGAGCCUGGGAGCGUCAUCCCAGGGUCCUGUGGUGAUGAUGCGCAUGGUCGGCGACGAGAUGGAGCCUGCCAUCAAGGUCAGGAUGCGAGACGUUACCUUCGAAUACCGCGUGCCAACUGUGAUGGACGUGCUGGGCCUCGCGGCUGAUGCCACACCCCAGGACUUCGAGGCUACUUUAGCCGCUUCCGUGGCCAAUCUUGGCGAACAAGCGCACCUUGCACUUCACAAGAAGCGGUCUCCAAUCUCCCGGCCGGGUGAAUUGAAGCAAUCGCACAACAAGCCAACGAAGGUUGACGUGGUCUUCAGACACUGUUUUGUCGGGCUGAACCCGCUCGACCGCAUGUCGAAGCUUGUCAUUGCUUUGACCGAUGCCCGCUUUGAGGUCGGUCUCCCCAAGGAUGUGGACACAGCGGCGACGUUUCACAUCAACAAGGCCUCGCUGCUUCUCACGGAUGAUGUGUCGAAAAUGCCGGACCAGGACGGGCAGCGCGCGCUUCGUCGCAAUCCCCAGGACAGAUCGUCACAAUGGACCUUUGAGCUCAUGUCUCGAGGAUUCGUCAACAUUUGCUACAUUUCAGCCGCCAAGGUCAAUGUCAAGGUCAUAGGCAACGGUGAGGAUGGCGAAAAGCAAGUCGACAUCGAACUCCGCGAUAAUCUCUUGAUUCUCGAAACGUGCGCGGACUCGACCCAGACUCUCAUAUCCCUGGCCAAUGCGUUGACCCCGCCUACGCCGCCGAGCAAGGAGGCCAAAUACAGGACGGAGGUCGUGCCUGUCCAAGAUCUGCUGGCCUCCAUUUCGAACGAGGCUUUUGGCAGAGCGGAAGGUGUCUACGACUUUGAUGCGGACUUCCCUUUGGUCGAGGCGGUUGGAAGUGACGACGAUUUCGAUUUCCCCACGGGCUCUGGUACCCUGCCGGCGACGUCUCAGCAUCAUGUGGAUACGUCGACAGCCGAGCCACUAUUUGAUGCCGGCAACCCACUCAUGUCUGGUAGUCUCGGUGACUCUGCCGCCGGGAGAGGGAAGGGUGCUGAAGGUUUGGGAGCCAACCUUCAUAGUAGCACAUCGGACGUCUCAGAUACAACCAGCGAACUGGUGAUGGACGAAGACUACUUCACCAAGAAACCAGAUUUGGACUCGUUUGCGUGGGUAUGGAAUUCGACCAACAACUGCUAUGACAGAGCAACGCCUGACCUGGUCAAGCGGAGUCCCGUACGGGUGUCGGUCCGCGAUGUUCAUGUUAUCUGGAACCUGUUUGAUGGUUUCGACUGGGACCGGACGCGCAAUGAAAUUACAAAGACGGUCGAGAAAGUCGAGCACAAAGCAAUGGAACGCCGAAAUGCGGUCAACGAAGAAGAGGACGAGGUGGACGUGAUCGGCGACUACCUGUUCAACUCGAUUUACAUUGGCAUCCCGGCGAAUCGCGACCCCCGCGAGCUGGCUCAGAUGAUUAACGACGAUCUGAACGACGGCGCCACAUUCACUGAAACGGAGUCGAUAGCCACGACGGCCGUCACAGCGACGGGCGGUCGCGGCGGACCCAAAAAGAAGAGGAAGUUGAGGUUGGACCGAAGCAAGCGGCACAAAAUAACCUUCGAGCUUCAGGGAGUCCAUGUCGAUGCGAUUCUGUUUCCGCCCGGUUCUGGAGAGACGCAAAGCUCGAUCGACGUCCGUGUCCAUACGCUCGAGGUAUUCGACCACGUUCCGACAUCGACAUGGAAGAAAUUCGCAACGUAUGACAAGGAUGCGGGAGAGCGGGAAAUGGACACAAGCAUGGUCCGCAUCGAGCUUCUCAACGUCAAGCCGAACCCAGACCUCGCUGCGUCGGACAUCAUUUUGCUGGUCAACGUGUUACCUCUCCGGCUCCAUGUGGACCAAGAUGCGCUCGACUUCAUCACGCGCUUCUUCGAGUUCAAGGAUGACGCUGUGCCGGUGCACAGCUCGCCUAGUGAUGUGCCGUUCCUCCAGAGAGUCGAAGUGAUGGAUAUCCCGGUGCAGCUCGACUUCAAACCCAAGCGUGUCGACUACGGGGGGCUCAAGUCCGGUCGGACAACAGAAUUCAUGAACUUCAUCAUCCUCGAUCAGGCGCACCUCACUCUGCGCCAUACGAUCAUUUACGGGGUGUCGGGGUUCGACAGGAUGGGCAAGACGCUGAACGACAUCUGGAUGCCGGACGUGAAGGAGACGCAGCUCCCCGGUGUGCUGGCCGGCCUGGCUCCCAUUCGGAACCUGGUCACGAUCGGCAGCGGCUUCAAGGACCUCAUCGAGAUCCCCGUCCGAGAGUACCAAAAGGACGGGCGCAUCUUCCGCGGCAUCAAGAUGGGUGCGACGGCUUUUGCGCGCACGACGGGGACGGGGGUGGUCAAGCUCGGUGCCAAGGUGGCGAUCGGCACGCAGUCGGCGCUUCAGGAGGCGGAGGGACUGCUCUUGUCGAAGCCGGCGGCGGCGGAGGCGACGUCGUGGGACGGCGACGAUCCGAGCGACACGGACGAGCAGCCGAAGAAGAUCAGCCUCUACGCCGAGCAGCCGAUGGGUGUCAUCCAGGGGCUCCGUGGCGGGUAUGCGGGCCUCGCUCGUGACUUGAACCUGGCCCGAGACGCCAUCAUUGCCGUUCCUGGCGAGGUGAUGGAGAGCCAGAAUGCAAAAGGUCUGGCCAAGGUGAUGAUGAAGCGCGCGCCGACGAUCGUGUUCCGACCCGUCAUUGGAGCGAGCAAGGCCAUCGGUCAGACACUGAUGGGGGCGACCAAUGCACUCGAUCCGGAGAACCGCCGCAGAGUGAGCGAGAAAUAUAAGCAGUACUCAACUUCUGGCGGUAUUUGAAGAAGCAAGCCCCCUGUCUGUAUCUUUUGCUCAGCGCGGUCGGUCGCAAUGAAAUCAGCCAGGCGUUUAUCUCGCCGCAUCGUUAUUGUGUUCUUAUUUUCUUCUCUGUUUUUCUCUCCUUUUCCCGGUCUACUGGGCGGAUAUCUCUCAUGACAACGUGGACCAUGAACAGGGCAGCGUUGCAAUUUUUUGUUUCUUUUCCUUUUUUUCUUUCUUUAUUUAGAACAGGGCACAUGGGAACAGGCUGGUCGGCGAUGGAGGUGUUCUCGAUCUCUGGUGUAAUAAUGCUACUUUUUACACUCCCAUUUCCUUUUAUUCUCCCGUUUCUUCUGCUUCUCUUCCUUUUGCCGCUUUCGUUUAUUUUGCACCCGGACUGGACAACGAUACCCUAGAGAAAGACGCAUUCUGCUCUCCUUUUUGUUUGCCGCCUGCGAGAGACAUCCUGGUGACGAGCAUGGCCUGAGGUAGAAAGGGGGCGGAAGAGUGUAGGAUGGCACGG
Messenger RNA from Sodiomyces alkalinus F11, 6903 nucleotides. RefSeq lists its product as hypothetical. The transcript has 3 exons. Lineage: Eukaryota; Fungi; Ascomycota; Sordariomycetes; Glomerellales; Plectosphaerellaceae. Gene Ontology annotation, cellular component: extrinsic component of membrane; phagophore assembly site. Gene Ontology annotation, biological process: autophagy of mitochondrion; reticulophagy; autophagosome assembly. The record is from RefSeq and is a predicted model, not a curated record. Bases 135 to 6404 code for a protein of 2089 amino acids. Gene Ontology annotation, molecular function: phosphatidylinositol-3-phosphate binding.